Oryctolagus cuniculus (rabbit) is the source of this 2936-nucleotide messenger RNA. NCBI's taxonomy places the organism in Eukaryota, Metazoa, Chordata, Mammalia, Lagomorpha, Leporidae. The record is from RefSeq and is a predicted model, not a curated record.
UGAAAACGGAAAGAUUUUUUCUUUUUCCAUAUGGAUUGGUUCUGAGUUUGAGCUUCAACUUUGGGCCUUAGUUCAUAUAGCUAUGAAGUGAGCACAUUAAUUAAGUUGGCCUUAACGUAAUCUUACAUUUUAUGAUUGAUUCUUAUUUGGGAUGGAUUAUAAUGAAAUAACCUUAAAUGCCAAAUCCCUUUUCUUCUUUUUUUUUUUUUUAAGAUUUAAAUCCUCAAUAAGCCCGAGAGGGUUCUUGUCUAUUUAGAGAAGAAUUCUAAAUACCGGCACAGAUAAACGAGGCAGCAUGGUACAUUUUAAGCCUUUAUUUAGUGAGAAAGAUGCAUAGAAGAGUGAGAGCUUUAUCUAAGAGAGAGGGGGUAAAUCUGGGUUCAUACAGAGCGCCAGGAACCAGCCACGUGGAUGAGCAUCUAGGCCAGGAAGCCUAGGGCGGGUGGCCCAGGGCUUUAGCUAGACCCCUCCUGGCAAGAAGCCAGGGAAGAAGAGAUGGGCCAACGCUCCCUGUUCCAGGCUUUUAACCCACUUCCAAAGGGGAGUGGUUAAUUAACCUGAUUGGCUGGUGGGCAGUCAGGUGUGGCCAGGUAGGGACAUGAGGUCACACAGGGGUGUGGCAAAGCUAUCAGGUAGGGCGUGAGGUCACACAGGGGCAUGACAAAGGCGUGGUCUUCCAGCUCACAAGCCUAAUCAGUUUUAGCCUGUAUGCCUGCCUACUUCAGGACCACAUGGGAUGCCAGCACUGCAGGUCAGGGAUUUAACCUGCUGGGCCACGGCCUGGGCCCCAGAAAGGAAGGCUUUGCUGGGCAGACUGAAGGAGGAGGGCAAUUAUCCUAUUGCUCCGAAAGAUCAACAUUUUCAAUCACAAAUGAAUUCAUCUUAAAAUUUAAUGAAACGCAGGAUCCAGUAGAGAAGGAGGAAUUGUUGGAGAUAGCUAGAAAAAGCAUUACCAAAUGUAAGAGAAAACUGGGUCUUAAAACCCUGGGCUCUGGAAAGCAUGUUGAUCUUCCAGCUGCAUGGACUGAAGUAGUGUUUCUGGCUCAAUGCAAAGGAGAAAUCCAAGAUGAAGCUUUGAAUAUGCUCUAUGUUUCCCUGGACCAUAUUUCCUUUGAUUAUGAUCAUCUGCCUGCCUUAUUUUUUGUUGCGGAGUCCAUUUUGUACAGGCUCUGUUGUGAUGCACUUCUGAGGACAUAUUUAUAUUCAAUUGAAAUGAAGCUGGCAAAGAUUGGCUAUUUGAUCUUCUUGCGACUUUUUAUAUAUUUCCUGCAUGGUCACCUAGAAAGUUUUCAACCACAUUUACUUCGGCUUCAACCGUUUUUAUAUGCACUUUGUUUCUCUGGAGAAUCAUACAAUCAAUAUCCAAACAUCCUUUUACAAGUGCAAUUUAUCCUGAAAAUCUCAGAAAUUAUAUGUAAAAGAGAACACCUUUAUGGAUCAGUUUUUAGCCCUAUGGGAAACCAGGAGGCCUCUGGGAACAUGUGCUCUGACAUGGGACAGUUGCCAUUGGAUCAGAGAGGGUAUGAAGUUAACCACCUGCUCUGGCACAGUGUUGCUGCAUGGUCUUGUGUUCAGCGGGACAACCCUCAGCUGGAUGACGUGCUCCAGCAUCUCCUGUCCCAGAAAACUCAGCUUCAAAAGAAAUGCUGGUUGGAUUCAGCACUGGCUUUGUUGGUCCUUGGGGAGGCUGCCAAAUUAAACCUGGCCUGCUUGAGGACCUUGAUGGACCUACUAAGGGAUUUUAUUUCAAGCAUUCUCUCCAUUCAGAAUCAGCAAGAAAGCAACAAUGUAAGUGAUUUUUCCUCAGCUUGGAAUAUAGUCACCAUAUAUACAACAAUUCUUUCAGAAAUCUGCUUGUAUGCAUCCACUUCUGAUUUGCGAAAAACGGCUCUGAUUGGUUUUUGUGACUGUAAAAAUUCUAGAAAAAGUAUUUUACUCAUGGACAAACCAGAAGAAGAGCCAGAAUUAAGAGGAACAAGUGUUUUAAGUCUUUUGGAAUAUUUUUCUUCCAAAAUAUCAGAUAAUUGUGAUCAAGUAAUCUGGAGAGGAUACUAUAGCAUAGUGUAUAACCUGGUGAAAAUGUCCUGGGAACUUCAGGGAGAUGAAGAACAGGAUGGCUUUAGAAACGUAAUAUGGCAAACAUUACAGAAAACAAAGGAGUGUGAGAAAGACGUGCGGAUCCAAAAUGCCAUCAGGGUAGCUCAGGCGGAGUUAAACGAUUUGACUGAUCCUUUCACGAGGUAUGAUGCAAAAGUUGCUUCCGAUGUAGGGGAAGAAGUUUUCUCCAAGUAUCUUGGAUGGAGAAUUGCCAACACACUUUCCAGCCUCUUCUUUCCCUGCGUUGACACCCAAAUUCCUCCUUUGGAGAAGUCAUUGACAAAAUGGGAUCAAAUGAAAUGCCCAAAGAAAAGGCAGGAGUCUAUGAAGAAAAGAGUUCUACGUUUUAUUGUAAGGGAACAUCCUUCUAUGUCAGAACUUCCCAUGUUUCCAUAUCCAAAUUUCUUCACUAAGGAGGAUGAAGAAUUGGCGAAAAUCAUUGACUAUCACUGGCAGGAAGAGCUAAAGACAUGGCAGGAAGAAGAGGCGAUAUGUGAGGCCAAAGAACGUGAAGACAAAGAAUUAGAGGAGAAAAAACACUUCCAGGAAGUAAUGAGAAAAAGAGAAGAAAAAUUGCAUAAGCAAACCAAACCCUAUGAGCUUCCUCCUAGGACUCAAGUAAUCUCAAUAGAAAAGACUAUGACUCCCCAGAAAAUUGGGAUCCACAGGUCUACAACUGUUAGUAUGAAAGAGACCAAGAUAUCCACCGUUACGAAAACUUCAAUGUCAUUCACUUGAGGCCAUUUUUAGAAAGGGGUUGUUAUUCUGGUGCAAGCAGUUACUCAUUUUUAGUCCUAGAUUAAUACUAAAUUAAAUAUUAAAUUAAUAUUAAUAUUAAA